This is a messenger RNA of Vicia villosa (hairy vetch), 2080 nucleotides long. RefSeq lists its product as uncharacterized. The record is from RefSeq and is a predicted model, not a curated record. NCBI's taxonomy places the organism in Eukaryota, Viridiplantae, Streptophyta, Magnoliopsida, Fabales, Fabaceae. Bases 240 to 1607 code for a protein of 455 amino acids. The transcript is spliced from 4 exons.
CAUUUAUAGGGGUCAUGUCACAUGCAUUGUUAACAUCAGAAAAGUGCAUUCCCCAAUAAGAAAGGUAAAGCAAACAUAAAUGCCCAUAUUCGUACGCCACCAAUAUUCAAUUCAAAUUCAUCCCAAAUGAUAAAUUCAAAUCCACCAUCUUUCCUUUACGCUUACUUCUUCCUUUUCAAACAACCACUUCAAUAUUUUACACACAGAUAGAUAGAUACCUUUCCAAAAACACUAACCAAAUGACUAAUCUCCAAAUUCUAACCCAACAAGAACCCGCCGAAACCAACACCGAAAAUCAAAUCCCUCUUCUAACUUCAAAUUCAAAUCACGAUCAUGCACCAGAAGAAAAAGACGAAGAAAAUGAAGAAGAAACUAAUAACAAAACCGAUACUGAAGUCGAUAAAACCCUAGCGCGUUUGGAACUGUUUUUAAACAUCUUAGGGUUCAAUCCGCGUUCCGUUUUAUACUCCGUCAUUUGCUGGACGGUUUUCUUCACGCUCGGAGUGGCGGUUCCGUUAACGGCGUUAUGGAUGUGCGACUGUUCGGAGUGCGAGAAGUACGAGCUGCGCGGCUGUGAAAUGGUGAUCGUUACAUUUCAGGCGAGUCUCGCCGCCGUUUCGUUGCUCUGUCUUUCGCACUGCUUGAGGAAGUUUGGACUCCGGAGGUUUCUAUUCGUUGACCGGUAUACUGGACACGUUGCGUGCUUUCAUCGCGAUUAUGUCAACCAGAUUUCGGGAUCUUUGCGUCUAUUCAUUCUGUGGGUAUUUCCGUGCUUCCUUCUGAAGACCGUGCGAGAAAUCAUUCGCAUUUCAUAUGUUCAACAUGGAUCGUGGGAGUUCUCGAUUAUGAUUUUUAUAGCUUUGAUUGUAUCUUGGACAUAUGUUAGUGCAAUCUCUCUAUCAGCCUGUAUUUUGUUUCACUUGGUCUGUAAUUUGCAAGUCGUCCAUUUUGAUGAUUAUGGGAAACUUUUGGAGAGGGAGAGCGAUGUGUUAGUGCUUUUGGAAGAGCACAUGCGGCUGCGCUAUCAUCUUUCCAAGAUAAGCCAUAGGUUCAGAAUCUAUCUUCUUCUGGAGUUCUUGGUUGUCACUGUUAGCCAAGUUGUGACUCUGUUGCAGGUCACAGGAUAUCGUGAUAUGAUUACAGUCGUAAAUGGUGGAGAUUUUGCUGUAUCCACACUUGUUCAGGUAGUUGGUAUCAUUAUUUGUCUUCACGCAGCAACAAGAAUUUCUCAUAGAGCUCAAGGCGUUGUUUCACUUGCAAGCCGGUGGCAUGCCAUAGCAGCAUGCGCAUCUUCUGAUACUUCCCAAAUGAGAAGCUCUGCAAGUGCAGGGAGCCUUGAGGUUGCAAACCAUUUAAACUCAAUAAGUAUAGACUAUUCUGAAAGUGAUGUGGAAUCGUUGGAUUUUGGAGGGAUGCCUCUAAAUACCCAAUUGGUUUCUUAUAUGUCCUCACAUCACAAGAGGCAAGCUUUCGUAAUGUACUUGCAGUCAAAUCCAGGAGGAAUCACUAUAUUUGGAUGGACAGUGGACCGGUCUCUUGUCAACACAAUUUUCUUCCUUGAAUUAAGUCUCGUUACAUUUGUUCUAGGUCAGACAUUGAUCUCAUGAUGAAAAUUACUCGCAAAGGCAGGUUACUGAAUUUCUAGCUGUGCUAGAAUGUGGUAGAAAGGAUGGACCAAGAUUGCCUUGUUAGUCGCAACCUUAAGAUUUGUGAUUUCUCAUCAGUGUUCUUCAUCUUCAUCGAUGUUGUGAUUUCUCAUCAAUGCUCUUCAUCUUCAUCGAUGUUGUGAUUUCUAGUUUGCACAUGAUCCAUUCCAAGCAAACAACUUGCCCCAAUGUGUAGCAGUGCAGUUUUCUAUAUGCCAGGACUACAUAUUCUUCAAAGCAGCCAUUGUCACUGUUAUUCAUAAACAAAGGAUUGUAUACCUCAUAACGCUGAUGAUAAAACCUCUGGACAAGUGUAACUUAUUAGAGCAUUCUCUUGUUGAAUUCAAGUCUUAUUUCUUUUGGUGAAGUUAGGAGUGAGAGCAAGAGUGUAUACUAGCAUAUAUUUUAUGGACAAUAUUUAAUUCUGAGGUAAA